AACGGAGGUAAAUGAUGAAUGACUCAGAACUUCCGACUGGUCGAGCUGAAGGAGGAGGAUAAUGCUAUGGCAUCCCUGAACGUCACCACAACCUUGCUGUCCCUCCGGCCGGUGGAAUUCCCCUCCGGUAGUGCGAAUCCUCGACGCUUCAUCGGAAAUUUCCCUAAUCGGAAACCGACGCUCCCGCUCUCGGUUGCUUCAAAUUCUUCGGAGCCAUUGAUAUCGAGUCCGCCUGAGAAGCCUGAAAUCGAGCUUGAAUUUCUUGGGCCGAAGCCGGGAAGCGACGGAUCGCUUCCGGUGGACACGGCCAAGGCGAUAAGCGGCGAGAAGCUUCUAAGGAAUAUAAUGCUGGAUAACAAGAUCGAGUUGUACGCCCCCUAUGGGAAAUUGAUGAACUGUGGUGGUGGCGGAAGCUGCGGGACCUGUAUUGUCGAGAUAAUUGAUGGGAAAGAUCUAUUGAAUGAGAGAACAAAUACUGAACUUCGUUAUUUGAAGAAGAAACCCGAAAGUUGGAGGCUUGCUUGUCAGACAAUUGUUGGCAAUAAAGAGAACUCUGGCAAGGUUGUGGUCCAAAGGUUGCCACAAUGGAAGAAGUGAUUUAGAGUUGCAUCUAAUGCUGUGGUUUGUGGCAAAGUCGAGAGCUAUGCAUUAUUAGGCGCCCAUGUUCUAAGUUGACAAUGCUGCAGAGUGCUAAAAGCUUUAGGGCGGGAAAAGGAGAAAAAAAAUGAUAGCAAUGGAGCGGAGCUUGUUGUCUUCUAGGCUCCUCCGAAUCAGGUAAUAAUAUCAGUGUUUGAAAAUCUCUCUUACUUUUCAAAUGGAUUGCAAUUUUGGAUGCCCUCCACCACACCUCUUCCCUUUGGGACCAUCCCUAUCUAUAAAUGCAAUAUUUUUUUUUACA
Molecule: messenger RNA, 898 nt
Organism: Cucurbita pepo subsp. pepo (vegetable marrow)
Lineage: Eukaryota; Viridiplantae; Streptophyta; Magnoliopsida; Cucurbitales; Cucurbitaceae
Product: 2Fe-2S ferredoxin-like superfamily protein
Biological process (GO): P450-containing electron transport chain
Cellular component (GO): mitochondrion
Molecular function (GO): 2 iron, 2 sulfur cluster binding; electron transfer activity
Source: RefSeq, a predicted model, not a curated record